Amborella trichopoda is the source of this 3173-nucleotide messenger RNA. RefSeq lists its product as uncharacterized. Gene Ontology annotation, cellular component: nucleolus; small-subunit processome. The record is from RefSeq and is a predicted model, not a curated record. Gene Ontology annotation, biological process: rRNA processing. Lineage: Eukaryota; Viridiplantae; Streptophyta; Magnoliopsida; Amborellales; Amborellaceae.
UACAAACCACACCCUGUUUUAAAUGGAACCAAGUUAUCUAUCCUUCGGAUGAGACCACCAGAGAGCCUGUGCAUAUUGCUGGUGCCGCCGUAUAAUUUCAUUCAUCAGACGGUGAGUUUCGUGGUCCCUCGAGCCCGAGAGCGUGAGGUUUAGGGUUUUCGCUGACAGACCACUUCUCUGAUAGAGGUUUCCUCCACCGAAAACCCUAGAUUUUCUGCAUUUUCUAGGAAAUCGGGGUUUCGUUUUGUCUCAGAAUUGCAGAAAAACCCGACAAAGACCAUGAAUAACAGGAAAAGAAAGAAUCAGAAGGGUGGCGGGAGAAAAGAUAAAAAAAUGCCUCAUUUACCUUCAAGCCUAAGAAGAGAACUGGGAAUUGAGAGAUUCAACCGAGAAGAUGGCCAUGAAUCUAAUUCAGAGGAAGAGUUGCACCCAGGAGAUGCGGUUUAUGAGUAUGACGAGCCAUUGCCCCAAGAGGAAUCGAAGAAGAACCGUAGAUUUGAUCAUGUUGAUAACCUUGAGUACGAGCUGCCCGAAUCUUUUCGUGAUGAGGAGAUUGAUGAGGAUUUGGCAUCUGGUGAUGAUGAAUUUCCUGGAGUGGGACAAGACCAUGAGGGAAAUGAUGACUCAGAUGACGAAAGCGAGGAUUUUUUGGAUACUUCAGAAUAUGAGAAUGAUGAAGCAGAUGAAGAAUUGGGGGAAGAAGACGACGAGAGACACAAAAAGAUGAUAGAAGCAAUUACUGGAAUGCCCGGAAAUAUUCGCCAAGGCAUGAAAAGGAGUAAGAAGGUUGUGUCUGAGACACUCCCAGAAUCUGAGUAUAAUUUGGACCAGAAACCUUCAGAUGGAAACACCCCAAUCACAAUUCAGGAUCUUUUGGACCCACUUCAGGACAAAGCUGGUUACUCUAAUCUCAGGAAAAGGAUGCAACAAUUGGAGAAGAAUGCGACACCUAUCCAGCCUCCCCUUCCUAGAGUUUUGAAAGAGAGGUUGGAAAGGAAAGUAGCUUACAAGCAAUCUAAAGAUGACAUUACAAAAUGGGAACCAAUUGUUAAGAAGAAUAGAGUGGCCCCCACAAUCUAUUUUGAUGACAACACUGAUGUGGGAUUCUCGACAGUAGGAGCCGUAGCUGCCAAAUUUGAGCCUAGAACAGAUUUUGAGAAAAAAAUGGCUACAUUAUUGACUGAUUCUAAGGUUAUGGAAGCACAUCGCGAAGAUGGUUCCAAGCUUCUUGAGUUUAACGCGGUUUCAGUUGAAGAUGUAAGGGAGCGCCAGAAUCGUCUGGCUAAAAUGCGUAGCUUGCUCUUCCGUCAUGAGUUAAAAGCUAAGCACUUAAAGAAGAUUAAGUCUAAGACGUAUCAUCGCAUGCUGAAGAGGGACAGAUUGAAAUCUGCAUCAGCGGAAAUGGAAAUGGACCCAGAAGCAGCAAAAGAAUACAUGAUGAAGCAGGAAUUCAAGCGUGCUGAGGAACGGAUGACUCUGAAGCAUAAAAACAGUUCCAAAUGGGCCAAACGAAUCCUGAAACGUGGAUUGAAAGCUCAAGAUGAAGGGACUCGUGCAGCUAUCGCAGAACAACUCCAUCAACAUGAGCUCCUUACUAGAAAGAUGAAUUCCAUGAAGGAUAGUUCUAGCAGUGAUGAAAGUAGUGGAGAUGAUGAUGAAGGGGUGUCCAAGCUUAUUGAAAAUGCUAAAGAGGAGACAACGAAGCUUUUAGAUGAGAAUGAUAUCCCAAAAUCAGGAGUGAUGUCCUUGCCAUUUAUGGUUCGUGGAAUAAAAAAGCGAAAGAUGGAGGCAUAUGAAGAAGCUCGUCUUGCUCUUGAGGAGUAUGAUUCCUCUUUGAAGCGUGAGGAUGAUGAUCCAAAUGUAAAAGGAGGUGUUGUAAGUGGUAGAAGAGUCUUUGGAGAACCAAAAAGGCAAUCUCAAGAGCCCACUGUUAGGACUAAAUCAAAUGAUAUUGAUGGAGUAAGUGAUAGUGAAGAUGACUUUGAAGUCAAGGAAAAGGUUGACUCCGAUCCUGGUCCUGUACAGAGAGAAGCUGUGGUUGAUCUUGAAGUACUCCGUGAAGAAUCGGAGAGAGCUCAUGAUCCUGUCUAUAAGAGUUUUGAUGAUAUAGAAAAGGAACUGGGACCAAAAACAACAUAUGACGUUGCAAUAUUUACCUCAGGUUCUUUUCAAAAGAGGAAAUAUCAGAAGAAAAUUGAUGUCGAUACAACUAAGUCCAAGACAGCACUGGACACAAUGCCUGUUCAGGAUCCCAAGGAAACCGAUGAUGACACGGGUGGCGAUGAGGAAUCAGAAGGGGAGAGUCAUUCUGAUGGAGUAGACUCAGAUGACAAUCUUCCCACGCAAUCAGACCUAAUUCACCGUGCUUUUGCUGGUGAUGACGUAGAAGAAGAAUUUGAGAAGGAGAAAUUGGCAUUGUUGAAUGAAGAGAUCCCUGAACCUGAAAAGCUUGUUAUGCUUCCUGGUUGGGGCCAGUGGACAGAUGUUCAGCGUAAGAAAGGCUUACCUUCAUGGAUGGUGGAAGAGCAUGAAAGUGCUAAAAAGAAGAGGGAAGAUGCACUUAAAAAGAGGAAAGAUGCAAAUCUUAAACACGUGAUUAUUUCUGAAAGGGUUGACAAAAAGGCUGCAAAAUUUCAUGCAGAGGAACUUCCCUUUCCUUACAAGUCCAAGGAGGUUUUUGAACAGAGCAUCCGCGUGCCUCUCGGACCUGACUAUAACCCCACAUCUUCUUUCAGAGCCCUUGUCCGGCCAUCGGUGGUUAAAAGGCCUGGUGUAAUUAUUAACCCAAUAAAGUUGGAGGAGGUUAGGGCAGAUGAGGAUGUGGCCACGCUCAAUUCAAAGCAGAAAGCUCCAAAAUCGAGGUCAAAGAAUAAUAAACGAGCCACAAGCGUGGGUAAGAAGAAGAAAGGAAGUAGAGCAUAACGGGAGUUGCAGCCCCUCAAGUUUUGUUGUAACGGCAUUAUGGUUUAUUUGCAGAGGUUUUCUGUGUUUUUGAAGUUCUGUGGAGGAAGAUUGUUUCAUAUGGCGGGGACUGCAUUUCUACAUUGCGGUUCUCGAGGUAUAAAACAAAACAGCUAUUUUAAAGAUGGAUACAAAUGGCUGGUCAAUUGAAAUUAACAGUCCAAAUGUUUUUUUAAUAGAAUUAUUUUUAAUAUAAAAUUUAUUUAUUUAUU